Molecule: messenger RNA, 1341 nt
Organism: Castor canadensis (American beaver)
Lineage: Eukaryota; Metazoa; Chordata; Mammalia; Rodentia; Castoridae
Gene: Cenpv
Product: centromere protein V
Biological process (GO): regulation of chromosome organization; pericentric heterochromatin formation; positive regulation of cytokinesis
Cellular component (GO): kinetochore; spindle midzone; nucleus
Molecular function (GO): carbon-sulfur lyase activity
Source: RefSeq, a predicted model, not a curated record
AUGCGGCGGGCAAGGAGCGUUGUGGCCACCAAGCAGCGCGGGCAGAGGCGAUCGGGGGCUUCCACGGCCCCCGUGGCCGCCGCUUCUGCUUCGGACAACAGCCGCGCACGGCGCUCCAGCAGCAGGGCCGGGGGUAGGAGCCGGGCGGCGAGCAGACCGCCGUCGGCGAAGCGGCGGCCGAAACUGUCGCCGCCGCGGGCCCAGGAGGCGGGCCCCGAGGAGCCGCCGGCGGCGGAGCUGGCCCUACUCCCGCCGCCGCCGCCCCCGACCCCGGCGACCCCGACGUCCUCAGUGUCCACGCUGGACCUGGGCGAGCAGCGGGAGCGCUGGGAGACGUUCCAGAAACGGCAGAGGCUUAACUUCGAGGGCGCAGCCAAGCUCCUGCUGGAUACCUAUGAGUACCAAGGCCUGGUGAAGCACACAGGAGGUUGCCACUGUGGAGCAGUUCGUUUUGAAGUCUGGGCCUCAGCAGAUUUACACAUCUUUGACUGCAACUGCAGCAUUUGCAAGAAGAAGCAGAAUAGACACUUCAUUGUUCCAGCAUCUCGAUUCAAGCUCCUGAAGGGAGCUGAGAGCAUAACCACUUACACGUUCAACACGCACAAAGCCCAGCAUACCUUCUGUAAGAGAUGCGGUGUUCAGAGCUUCUAUACUCCCCGCUCCAACCCUGGAGGCUUCGGAAUUGCCCCACACUGCCUGGAUGAGGGCACUGUACGGAGUGUGGUCACUGAAGAGUUCAAUGGCAGUGACUGGGAGAAGGCCAUGAAGGAGCACAAGACCAUCAAGAACAUGUCGAAAGAGUGAGCUUCUGCCUUCCUGACAAGGAGGAUGAGUGGGGUCAGCAGGUCCGUAGGCCCUGUGACACCUUGAUGGUGCCCUGAUGUGACUGGCCUUUGGUUUCUCCAGUUUGCUCUGGCUACCAGUUUCGUUAGGCAGCUCUUUGUUCUUCCUCAGCUCAAAUUUUGACAUAGAAUAGUUGAUCCUCUUCCUUCUUUUCGCCAACUUUUGUGUGAUCUUUUAGAAAAUAAAUAUUUUUAACAUUAAUGUAGUUGCUAUGGUUCCUCAUUUCCUUUGAACUUUGAUUUUUGCCCCUGAGGCCUGUCAUAUCACAGGUAUUUAUUGAGCACUGUCAAGAUGCUUGUAGCCAAAUUAGGAAGAAGGGAUAAGAUAAAUGAAGAGCAGUUACAACUGUGAGAUGAUGAAUGAUCACAGUGCAUGUGAGUUGUGAAGAUGUGAGUUCUAGGAGUUCAGAGGAGACAAGGCUAGUUCAGGAAGACUUUAUGAUGUGAGUCUUUUUGUUUGGUUUUUAAGAGGUUUUUUUUGGGUGGUGGGACUGGGGUU